GCCGUCUUCGGAGAUCUUUUGGCGAUGCUUCGCUCUCACCCGAGGACGUAGCAUAUAUAAGUUGCCCUUGCCCACCCUCGCCUCCUCGAUCACGCUACUGCCCUCCAUCUCCACGCCUCCCUUUUUCGCCUCUUCAUCCCACAGAUCCAUCUAUACCACUAUUCUCAGUUCUCACACUAGUUCGCCAUCCAUCGUCACCGUGAUCCUUGUAUUGCCACAUCGAACUUCUCUCAACCACCUUGAAUCAUUGUCAACAAAGAAGUUGGAGAAACCACCAAAGACACAUCUGCGCAAUGGACAGUACAUCACCAGAGCUCCCACCAUACGCCAUGCCCGUCGACUUCUCCUCAAUGGUUGGCACAACUCCAUACGACAUCAUCGCCGCGCAGUUCGCCUCACGCAUCAACUCCAACGAGAAUGGCUACUGCACUCCGACGUCACUAUGGUCUAGCCCUCAAAGCCCGACCUCCAGCAUCGAUCACAGCAAGGCAGACGACUCGCACGAUGACGCACACUCCCCCACCAGCGGAUCCGAAGAGUCUUCAAAGACCGCUCAGAAAGGAAGACGGGGUAACAGAUAUAAGAACUGCAGCGAGUCAGUGCUAUCAAAACGCCGCGCCCAGAACCGCGCCAACCAGCGCGCCUACCGAAAGCGCAAGGAGUCUCGCCUCGAGGAGCUCCAGGCCCAGAUCCAGGACAUGAGUCAGAAGAACGACGCGCUCUGCUGUGCUUACAGACUCUUGGCCAACGAGUGCUGCAGGCUCCGCGCGAGCCAGCAGAUGUCUGCUGCUGCUGCUGUUGCGGGGCAGGCUCCGGCGUGGGACUUGGUGAGCAACACCAACAGCAACAACGGGGCCGGGGGCUUGGCAUUGGAUAUGUCUGCGCUCAACGCAUACCGCAUCGUCCCUCCUCCCGCAUCGACUUCGAGUCCCGUCCCCGAGUCAUAUCUCGACUAUCCCGGCAGCCCCGAUAAGUUGUGGAGCCCCUAUUGAUCGCGAAUCCAGCGGAAGAGGGGAAUGGAUCGUCGGGGUCGGGAUUUGAGACCGGGUGUUGAGAGCCGGUGAUUACGGGGAUAACGACUUAUGGGAGCUCUAUUGUGUCUUUUUUUCUUUUCAUUCUCUUUUGACGAUCUUGAUAGGGCUUUCUAGAGUGGGGGUUAUUUCCCUGUUUCUAUGGAGGGUUUCUGGACCGGAUGAGCGACUCUUUGGGAUUUUUGCGAAUGGAGUCUGGUGUUUUUUUCUUGAGCCCAAUUUUUUUUUUUUCAAGAUAAUCAUUGUCGGACAUGAAAGUCUCGACAUGGCAGCCAUGCCCAACACCUCCGCCAAGUUCGUGUAUAUCACGAAGCUAUUCUGGUAGAUAAAUCAACAAAUCAAAAAAUUUUGAUCAACAU
This is a messenger RNA of Colletotrichum godetiae, 1390 nucleotides long. RefSeq lists its product as uncharacterized. Bases 294 to 992 code for a protein of 232 amino acids. The transcript has 3 exons. Gene Ontology annotation, molecular function: transcription cis-regulatory region binding; DNA-binding transcription activator activity, RNA polymerase II-specific. NCBI's taxonomy places the organism in Eukaryota, Fungi, Ascomycota, Sordariomycetes, Glomerellales, Glomerellaceae. Gene Ontology annotation, cellular component: RNA polymerase II transcription regulator complex. The record is from RefSeq and is a predicted model, not a curated record. Gene Ontology annotation, biological process: regulation of DNA-templated transcription.